AGAAAGCCGGAGAUGACUGCCGGAAAACCUCCUGCCCCACAAUGCAGAGGUCGGCGGUGUCGUCACCCGGAGAGCGCCCUGGAUGGGGUGGGCGGUUUCUGCCGCCUCUGCCACCACCUCUGCUGCCUCAGAACCUGCCGUCGCCGCCGCCGCUGCCGUCCCCGCUGCCACCGCUUCCUCCUCCCCCGCCGCCGCCGCCUCCUCCUCCUGCCCCUCGGCCACCUCUACACGACCCAGGCCCUCUGUCCUUGAGAGGAAUCCGUAUUCAGUCUCCUUCGCGGGCACGGGGCGCAGCUAUGGCGGACGGCGGGGCGGAGGGGGGCACCGGCGCGGUGGGCGGCGGCGGCGCCGGCCAGGCCUCGGCGGGGGCGACGACAGGCGCGACGGGGGCCGGUGGGAGCGGCGGCCCCAUCAACCCGGCCUCACUGCCUCCCGGCGACCCGCAGCUCAUCGCGCUCAUCGUGGAGCAGCUCAAGAGCCGGGGGCUGUUUGACAGCUUCCGCCGGGACUGCCUGGCCGACGUGGACACCAAGCCAGCUUACCAAAACCUGAGGCAGAAAGUGGAUAAUUUUGUGUCAACACAUCUGGACAAGCAGGAGUGGAAUCCUACGAUGAACAAAAACCAAUUGCGAAAUGGUCUGAGGCAGAGUGUGGUUCAGUCAGGGAUGUUGGAAGCUGGAGUGGACAGAAUUAUUUCCCAGGUGGUGGAUCCCAAACUAAACCACAUCUUCAGGCCACAGAUAGAACGAGCAAUUCACGAGUUCCUGGCGGCCCAGAAAAAAGAAGCUGUGCCAGCACCCCCUCCAGAGCCUGAAAGCCAGGACCCUCCAGCUCCAUCCCAGGAUGCUUCCUAAGGUCCAGUAUCCCAUCUUUUGUCCAGGAACAUUCACCUCUGGCUUAUAGAUAUAGAAAAUGGAUAGAAAAGGGAAUAUGCCUGACACGUUUUGGAAGCUCCAUUGAAUUAAUGGUGAAGAACUGGAUUCAGUUACAUAAGAGUACAACUUCAGAGUGAAGACAGGCCAAGGUCAUCACUGACUUCACAAUUCAACGUUGACUGUGGGGCGAUGUCCAGAUAAAGUAGGGAGCCAGUGGGCCAGUAGCAGAGUUGACCAUGUGGGCCCCACGUCGUGCUGCCCUCUGGCCAGCCUGUCCAAGGGGUGACACCUAGUAGACACUACAGAUACAUUAAGAAACACUACAUCAACUUGGGGUUGUCCUGAAACAAACCUUUGUACUUGAACUUAGAGACUGUGUAUGAAUUUUGGGUUUGUUCUUGGGGAUAAGCAAGAGCUACAAUGAAGGAACAUAACCAGUCCCAAAGAUGCAAUUUCAAAGAAUGACAGUAAAGGUUAGCCAGGGGUAGGUAUUUAACAAUGCUUAUUUGAUACUGUUUCUCAGAGUUGCAAAUAAGAGUGUACAAGCCAUUAGCAUCAGAUAGCUUUAAGGUUGUCGUGACCCUCUUGUCCAUGACUCUUUAGCUUCCGUUUCCUUUCCCCUGUAAGAGGUGUCAAAACACGGGACCCUAGAAUGCAUGAGGAAAUGUAGACUUAGGUAUAAGGAAAAACAUUUGCAGGCUCUCUAUCCAGGGCUUCUUCCUAUCCUGCAAGGGCUAGUGAGUCUUGGGUGUGUUUAUUUUAUUCUCAUGUUUGUGUUUUUUAGAAGGUGAAUAAUUAACAAGUGGCUUAAGUUUUGUAAUUAAAUCAUUUGAUACUCUGAAGCUUCGACUAAUUCUU
Balaenoptera musculus (blue whale) is the source of this 1733-nucleotide messenger RNA. It is a transcript of the gene BOD1, whose product is annotated as biorientation of chromosomes in cell division 1. NCBI's taxonomy places the organism in Eukaryota, Metazoa, Chordata, Mammalia, Artiodactyla, Balaenopteridae. Bases 42 to 854 code for a protein of 270 amino acids. The record is from RefSeq and is a predicted model, not a curated record. The transcript has 4 exons.